This is a messenger RNA of Setaria italica (foxtail millet), 1252 nucleotides long. RefSeq names its product tuliposide A-converting enzyme 1, chloroplastic. Gene Ontology annotation, molecular function: hydrolase activity. The record is from RefSeq and is a predicted model, not a curated record. Bases 118 to 1065 code for a protein of 315 amino acids. The transcript has a single exon. NCBI's taxonomy places the organism in Eukaryota, Viridiplantae, Streptophyta, Magnoliopsida, Poales, Poaceae.
UUCAAGUGCAGAGCAACAACAUUAAAGCCAGCAUCUGUUUCUCAAGCAUACAAUGUUGCAAAGCAAAGCUACCCAAUAGUCCAACAGCCUCCUAAUACAGCACCUCGUUGGGUAGCCAUGGACCCGGACAACGACGAGGUGGUGUUCGACGCCCCGGAGCACUUGCGCAUCUACAAGAGCGGCAGGAUAGAUCGUUUCCACCGACCAGUGCUCGUGGCCGCGGGUGUCGACGACGAUGACAGCGGCGUCGCCUCCAAGGACGUCGUCAUCGACUCCGUCACCGGCCUCUCCGUGCGCCUCUUCUUGCCCAAGCUCCAAGGACCUUCCGCCAAGAAGCUCCCCGUCCUCGUCUACUUCCACGGCGGCGGGUUCAUCAUCGAGUCCGCGAGGUCCGCCACGUACCACAACUACCUCACCUCCCUCGCCGCCGCGGCCGGUGUCCUCGCGGUGUCCGUCGACUACCGCCUCGCCCCCGAGCACCGGCUACCCGCGGCCUACGACGACUGCUGGACCGCGCUCCGGUGGGCGGCGUCCGCGCGGGACGACGACUGGCUCGCCGAGCACGGCGACUCGUCCCGCGUCUUCGUCGCCGGCGACAGCGCGGGCGGCAACAUCGUGCACAACGUGCUGAUGAGGGCGUCGUCCGCGGACAACGCGUCGAGGAUCGAGGGCGCGGUCCUGCUCCACCCGUUCUUCGGCGGGAGCACGGCCAUCGAGGGGGAGCCGGAGCGCGCGGUGGUGAUCACGGCGAAGGUGUGGGCGUUCGCGUGCCCCGACGCGGCCGGCGGCGCGGACGACCCGAGGAUCAACCCGACGGCGCCGGGCGCUGCAGCGGGGCUGGAGAGCCUCGGGUGCGAGCGGUUGCUGGUGUGCGCGGCGGCGAAGGACUGGCUAGUGGCGAGGGACCGCGCGUACUACGACGCCGUGGCGGCCAGCGCGUGGCCCGGGAGCGCGGCGUGGCUCGAGUCCGAGGGGGUGGGCCACGUCUUCUUCCUGAUGAAGCCCGAGUGCGAGAACGCCAAGCGGCUCAUGGACCGCAUCGUGGCCUUCAUAGCCGGGUCCUGAAGCAGGUGCUCCGAGUGUCUGCGUGCAGCAUUGUUGCAGCCGCAUAGCACUCGAGCUGUAGGUUUUCUACUUUUCUUUCACCGGGGUUGAAUAAAAAUAGCUCGUGGUACUACUGUGGUAGUAGCAGCAGAUGUACUACUCAACCAGUUCAUUACAUUGAAAAUUUGAAAUCUAUUUAGCGAAUUGA